GCAAAGGGCAGAAGAGAGAGCAGUAGUGAAGGCAGAGGAGGAGGGUUUUGGUUAGCGGCGAGACGAACUACACCGCAGCAGGGCUGCAAGCGACCAGUCAGCCAGCAUUCCCUUAUCUACCAAUGGAAUGCAACAGCUGCAGCAGCCUGUGAGCGUGUGUGCUUUUCAGUCAGUGUGUUUGUAAAAGGGGGAGGGGGGACAGUCAUGGUGGGCCAGCAGGAACCCCCCUGAAAGACCCCCAACUCGCAACCCCCCACGUUCUCUCACAGCCGGGCUGCUGAAGGCAGCUCAACCAAACACAAGCGUGAGAGACACAGAGAGAGAGACUCGACAGGGCAGCACACUCCGAGACGGAGAGAGAGAGCAGAAAGUAAGGGAAGUGGAGCAGGGACCCUUGGGGGGGGGUUGAGGAGGUGAGCGAAGGGUGAAAAGGAAAAGAGGCGAGGGAGAGGGAAAGACAAAAGAGAGGGAGAACCAGAGUGGAGGGAGACCAGAGGGAAAUGGCUUCGGAGGAGUCUGCUGGAGGAGCACGCAAAGCCACCAAGAGCAAACUAUUUGAGUUCCUCGUCCAUGGAGUGCGGCCCGGCAUCCCAUCAGGAGCACGAAUGCCCCAUCAGGGGGCCCCAAUGGGGCCUCCAGGAACACCAUAUGGAGGAAGCCCUGCUGUCCGGCCUGGACUUACCAAUCAGGCCAUGGAAGCCAGUCGCAAACGGCCCGCUCCUUCACAGCAGCAGAUUCAACAGCAGCAGGCCGUACAGAAUCGAAACAGGAAGAAGCCUGUUGGAUUUCCUGGACCAAAUGAGAUGCCAGGGAGACAGAUGGACAUGAGAGAGGCCCAAUCAGAUCCCACAAUCGGAUCAAAUGCCAAGAGGAGGAAGAUGGCUGAUAAGAUCCUUCCACAAAGGAUUCGUGAGCUUGUUCCGGAGUCACAGGCGUAUAUGGAUCUGUUGGCAUUCGAGCGUAAAUUAGACCAGACCAUAAUGCGCAAACGGGUGGACAUCCAAGAGGCACUUAAGAGACCCAUGAAGCAAAAGCGGAAACUGCGUCUCUACAUCUCCAACACAUUUAACCCUGCCAAGCCUGAUGGAGAGGACUCUGAAGGUAGCAUUGCAUCCUGGGAGCUACGUGUGGAGGGCAAACUGCUGGAUGAUCCGGGAAAGAUGAAGAGGAAGUUCUCCUCAUUCUUCAAGAGUCUGGUGAUUGAGCUUGACAAAGACCUCUACGGCCCUGAUAACCAUUUGGUUGAGUGGCAUCGUACCCCAACCACUCAGGAGACAGACGGUUUCCAGGUGAAGAGGCCUGGAGAUGUGAACGUGCGCUGCACCCUGCUGUUAAUGCUGGAUUACCAGCCGCCUCAGUUUAAACUGGAUCCGCGUCUGGCUCGUCUGCUGGGAAUACACACACAGACUCGCUCCAGUAUCAUCCAGGCCCUCUGGCAGUAUGUCAAAACCAACAAACUGCAGGACUCGCAUGACAAGGAGUACAUCAACUGUGACAAGUACUUCCAACAGAUCUUUGACUGUCCACGUCUGAAGUUCUCCGAAAUCCCACAGCGCCUCACCAACCUUUUGCUCCCCCCCGACCCUAUUGUCAUCAAUCACAUCAUUAGCGUCGACCCUAAUGAUCAGAAAAAGACGGCGUGCUAUGACAUUGAUGUAGAGGUGGAAGAUCCCCUUAAAGCACAAAUGAGCAGCUUCUUGCUCUCCACAGCCAAUCAGCAAGAGAUUGCCUCUUUGGACAACAAGAUCCAUGAGACUAUUGAGUCCAUCAAUCAGCUGAAGAUCCAGAGAGAUUUCAUGCUCAGCUUCUCCAGAGAUCCCAAAGGCUACAUCCAGGACUGGCUCAAAUCCCAGAGCAGAGAUCUGAAGCUGAUGACAGAUGUUGUUGGGAACCCAGAGGAAGAGAGGAGAGCAGAGUUUUAUCAUCAGCCUUGGUCUCAGGAGGCUGUUAGCCGUUACUUCUACUGCAAGAUCCAGCAGAGGAGGCAGGAGCUGGAGCAGGCCUUGGCCUUGAGGAACACCUAGAACUCACAACAACCACAUUCAGAAAACAUGGCUCAUUUGUGACAACACAGCCUCCAGUAUGGAGGUCCUUGCAUUAUGUUCUGCAGUGUUUGGGGGUUUGUGUGUGUCCAGUCAUCAUUGUUGUCACUGUGACCUACAAUCCACCAUAAUGGACCAAUCCCACCCUGUUACUCCAACAGCCCCAUUGUAUUGUAUGUGCAUUUCAGCCAGUCACGGUGCUAUGUCUUCCAUUCCUGGAUGCAAUCAUCUCACAAUGCACUACUGGAUUUCUGGUUUUUAAUACCAAUCAAAUCGACCAGCAUUUUGAACUUGAUGACUUCAGAGCCGGCUCAGUCCCCUAGACUGUGGAUCCAACGUUGAUUCAGUUGUGAUUCUGCUUUCCUUCCUUUCAGUCAUCAAUUCCUGGUAUUCAAACACAUUUUCCCUGUGAUUAACAUGUGUUUAGUCCACACUUGUACCAGUUUUUUUCUUGGGUAUUGAUCAAAAGGGUAAUUUUGAAUGUCUGUCAGUGUUGGGAAUCAGUGGAGCUACAAUAACUGUCUCCAUUAUUAACACUUUUAUUUAGAAGUGUAUUUAUGAAGUACUUUGAGGCAGGCAGCUUAAAGAGGAGAAUCAUUCAGUAUUAACUGAACUGGUGGCUUACAGGGUUAUGUCAAUGUCUGCUGUCUAUCCCUGCCACAAUAAUGACAUUUAGCUGCAAUAGUGUAUAUAAACAUUGAAAGAUUGAAGGAGGUGGUUUUAAUCAAGUAUUUAAAAACUAUUCUGCCGUAUAAAGACAAAACCAACUACACCCACACUUGAGAGAGAAUGUUGAUUUUUUUUUUUUUAAAUUUUGAUAAAUUUUCACUUUUUUUUUUUUUUGAUUGAAUUAUGUGUAGUUGAUGUGUUUUGCCUUUGUAGGACAGUACUGACAUAGUCAUUAGUUCACUUUGAAGGAAUUUGAUAGGUCACGGUUUUUGAGAAGCUUUCACAUAUAUGACGAAAAUGGGCCAUACCAGCAUGGUGACAAGUUAUUCAGAAAUAUAAUCCGCUCAUGACAUAUCAAAUACUGUUUCUGGGUCCAAGCCUUUACUUCAUUUGAAUUAAGAAUACAAUCUCAACUGCCGUUUAUGAUCACUGUACAUUAAUGGUACCCCUUUAAGCUAAGCUUCCAGUGUACACUAGUCUCUGGGCUCACAGCGUCCCAGUCAGACAAGAUGAAUCUGUCUAGCCAACUGAGAUUUCAGUAGUACUAUAGCACACCGUAAGUGUAUAUUAGCACUGUUUGUUUUUGUGAUCUGAAGGAGCAUUUGGACCCGGAUGUGUCAGACUAGAGUGGAUUAGUCAGAUCAGCAGUCAACUAGAUAAAAGUCAAUAUUCUGUAAAAUCUUGAGACAUUUCUUUAUGCUUCACCAAAACGUCCAAACCAUCUUUUUGAAGAAGUUCCUUUGAAUCCUGCUUUUUUUUAUCCAUUUCAAUAGUGUUGUUUAAAAUAACAUACUGUGAGCAUUUGUGUUUCUCACUAAUGUCACCAUUUCAAAGUAUUUUAAAGCAUUAGUGUCCUUUGAUGUUUUACCAAAGGUCUAAUUUACUUUUAAAAAGAGAGUGUGCAGACUCUGACUUGAUGAAGGAAUUUUUAAAAGAUGAAGGAUGCAUUUUUAAAGAAUACACAUUUUUAAAUUCCCAUUUGUCCAUAGCUGUGAAAACAGUCUUUUUUUUUUUAAAUUGCUUUAUGACUCAUAGAGUCUUUGCACUAAAUCAUGGAACAUAACUGAGCGCUCUGAACGCUUUCCAAGAAAUGAAGGAUGAACUAGGGAAUAAAUGUUGUGGAAUGUGGAUACUGCCAUCUGGUAUUACAGAUUAAUUUCAUCAACGCAGCAUAGUCCUGACUUCUCAUUGGCUUUGGGUUUUGAUCAUUAACCGUCUGCUCCUUUACUGUCAGCUGAAGGAUGGUUUGUCCAGAUCAACUGUUGUGAGUUUUUGCAGUUUGCCUGUGAGCCUCAUGCAGCUUCUCGUGAGGAAAGAGGAGUUCUGGUGACCUGGAGUAUUUUUCAGACCUAUGCAUGCUGCAUGGACAAAUUUUUAUACUUUCAUACAAGGACAUGAGAAACCUUUUGACUGCUUGGGACUUGAUCAGAAAAGCACUGAGUUCCUAUAGUUCGUGACCUUCUGUGUCUUGGUCACAGCCUCUACAUACAGUACCAACAUGUAGAGCAGGGGCUAUUUUAAGCCUUAUUUUUUUCUUUCUUUUUUUGUCUUUUAAAAAGACUUUGCAAUUUAAUAUGUGGAUAAGAGAAGCACCCCAAUGAUUUUUACAGAGCCUGUUGGGCAACAACAGCACCUCCCAUUGAAUCCUAUGGGUACUACAUGUAUAGUCAGCCAUUUUGAAUAUUAUAAACUUGAAGUGUAACAUCUACCUGUGUGGCUAUUAGUGACUUUCUCAUAUGUAAAGUAACCUCUUCUCUAACUCUUGUAGCCACCAAAUGUGCUUUACCUGACCAUCAUGGGGUCAAGUGUUCAAUGUUACAUCUCUCUUGCUUUCAGUCAUAGUGUGGAUCAUGCUGCCCUCCAGUGCUUCUGUAAGGGAAAAUAUCCAACAGUUUGGGUGCUAAAAAAUCAAGACUUUACUGGUAUGGCUUAAAUUAAAUGCCACACAAGUAUUGAAGUAUUCAGUACUAGAGUUCUGCUGGGCUUUGAAACCAGGUUUUGGUUAUAGUGUACAUGUUAUUCCUUGGUUUGUUCAUAGAAGUACUGCCAGCAGACAUCUGAACAAGUGGGUUUUAAUGAUCCUCUAUGUAUUUUUUUUCGUCUCUCUCUCUCACAGUCUGUAUAUGUUUGCUUUCUCAUCUUGUUUCACUGUUCAGCUAGAGAGAUCAAAACUACAGACGUUCAUAUGUAGCAUAGUGAGGAUGUACAGUAAAUAAACAAGCGCUUGCCAAAGUUUGUGAAUGGAACACUAUA
This is a messenger RNA of Cyprinus carpio (common carp), 4964 nucleotides long. Its product is annotated as SWI/SNF related, matrix associated, actin dependent regulator of chromatin, subfamily d, member 3b. Gene Ontology annotation, biological process: regulation of transcription by RNA polymerase II. Lineage: Eukaryota; Metazoa; Chordata; Actinopteri; Cypriniformes; Cyprinidae. The record is from RefSeq and is a predicted model, not a curated record. Gene Ontology annotation, cellular component: SWI/SNF complex; nucleus.